GACAUAGAUAAAGAUGGAAUUCAAGGAACUGGUUCUGAGAGUGGACACCCUAUUCCCAGUAUACCAUCACAGGUUAGUGGGUCAUCAUAUGCUUCAUCAAUGCUUACUGUAAUGGCAGAAACACAUUCACAUGCAACUGAUCGCAAAUCCACCAACCCAUUUGAUCUUCCCUAUGAUUCUGACUUGGAAUCCAAUGAUACG
This is a messenger RNA of Ilex paraguariensis (yerba mate), 201 nucleotides long. NCBI's taxonomy places the organism in Eukaryota, Viridiplantae, Streptophyta, Magnoliopsida, Aquifoliales, Aquifoliaceae. The record is from the annotation of a GenBank genome assembly.